This is a messenger RNA of Microdochium trichocladiopsis, 476 nucleotides long. RefSeq lists its product as uncharacterized. The record is from RefSeq and is a predicted model, not a curated record. The transcript has a single exon. The coding region runs from base 119 to 313 and encodes 64 amino acids. Lineage: Eukaryota; Fungi; Ascomycota; Sordariomycetes; Xylariales; Microdochiaceae.
GCUGACAGUAAUCGUGGGAGCGGUGACGGUGAUGGUUUCGGCGUCGGUCUGAGUAGACGUCGUUAGGACCGUCGGGAUCGUUGUGGUGGUAGUCGUGGUUAGGCUGUCGGCAGUGACAAUGGUGGUGGCUGUCCCAGUGAUUGUGAUUGUCGUCGUCGUGGCGGUGGCCGUGACUGGUGAGGUGAGAGUUGCCAGAGUCCCCGUCUGGGUUUUCGUACCAAUAGUCCUUGUCGUGGUUACAGUGGAGAUAAUGGUCGAAGUCUUGGGCGGGAGGGGGAAUUUGGAGGAGCAGAAGGAGGUCGCCGGAGCGUAGCCUGACAAUGCGUUCGCUACCGCGGCAUACUUGCCUCCUGGACAACAAGAAGGCGGCUGCGCCUGGACGACGGCCAGAGAAAGGAACAGGACAAGCUUCGAGUACAUUGCCACCAUUGUUUACGAUCACGACGAGCCCUGAAAUCGCAAUUGGUCAAGGUUCC